AUGGCGACUGUGGCGACUGUGGCCAGUGUGGUCUCCGUCUCGUUGCUCUCCGAGGCCGAAUUCGGCUGCGAGCAUCUGGCCACCCAGCUGGGACAAGAUGCCAGCACCGCGGACCAAUUCAAGAGCUCUUUUAUUAAGGCGCAUAACUCCCUAGCUGUUCUGCCGAAGCCUAUGGACGGACUUGCCAAGCAAAACGGUCGUCUGAAGGUCAACGGCUUUUUGAAACCCAAGUAUAUCUGUCUUACGUGUUCCGAGAUGUGCUUGAUGGGCGAUCGCCAAGCUCACACGAAUAAGACAGGACAUUCAUUCUUCAUGGAUUCCCGAGCUCGUAAUCUUUAUUGUCAGGGCUGCGGCGACUUUGUCUUCGAUCAUGGCUUGGAAAGACUUCGUUGUUCUGCAGCAGAAAGUGCCUUACAAGUCGCCAAGAAACGUCGCUUUAGUGAUAGUUCAGCGGAUGAGCUAUACAUCCGGAGCAAUGCUACGAAGCGUCCCUGUGCGAAACAGGGCGUGAGGGGUCUGUUCAACCUGGGUCAGACCUGUUAUUUGAAUGUCAUUCUGCAGACUCUCCUACACGACCCGAUUCUCAGCACAUAUUUCCUUGGAGACGGGCAUCAGCCCCACGACUGUACUAUUCCGGAUUGUGUCGGCUGUGCAGUCGCUGAAGCAUUCGCCGACUUCAACAGCAUUGACAAGGCGGAAGGAUUUACAGCUUUAAAUCUCCUGGUGGCAUCUUGGCGCUCAAGUCCUACGUUAGCCGGUUAUCAACAACAAGACGCCCAUGAAUAUUACCAGUUCCUUGUGGAUAAGCUUCAUGCCAGCACCGAGGGUCAUCACGAGAACCACCAGAAAGGAUGCCCCUGCUUCUUUCACAAGACGUUUUAUGGCAAGCUUCGCAGUAGCGUGACAUGCGACAAGUGCGGCAAUGUCACCCGAACAGAGGAUCCGAUGGUAGAUCUUAGUCUUGAUGUCCAGGUGAAGAAACGCGCCAUGGGCGGUGGAGUCGGUUCAUCUACUCCGACGCUCAGCGGAUGCCUCGAGAGUUUUACAUCGCCGGAGAAGCUUAUGGCGGGGGUGUAUAACUGCAGCCAAUGUAAUGGGAACUCCCAGAAGGCUACCAAGCAGUUGCGUAUCAAGAAAUUGCCGGCUAUUCUAUGCAUGCAGCUCAAGCGAUUUGAACACAGUGCCUCUGUCUCCGAAAAACUGGAGGGUCGAAUCGAGUUUCCUCUGUCCAUUAACAUGCUCCCAUACACGACGAAUCCCAACUCCAAGGUUGACAAGGCACGCUUCAUGUAUGAUCUCUCAUCCGCCGUUGUGCACAAGGGCAAACUAGAUUCCGGCCACUAUUACGUUUACUGUCGCCAAGGAGACGAGUGGAUGCUCUUCAACGACGACCAAGUCACACCGGUCACCGAAGCCGACGUCCUCAACGCAGAUGCCUAUCUGCUUUUCUACAACCUGCGAUCCUUAGCCUCUGCGCCACCACAGUAG
Aspergillus saccharolyticus JOP 1030-1 is the source of this 1488-nucleotide messenger RNA. Its product is annotated as putative ubiquitin C-terminal hydrolase Ubp8. Gene Ontology annotation, molecular function: cysteine-type deubiquitinase activity. Gene Ontology annotation, biological process: protein deubiquitination. The transcript has 7 exons. Lineage: Eukaryota; Fungi; Ascomycota; Eurotiomycetes; Eurotiales; Aspergillaceae. The record is from RefSeq and is a predicted model, not a curated record. Bases 1 to 1488 code for a protein of 495 amino acids.